ACAACACUCAGCACACUCUGAGAAAUCCAGCCAAGAACACAACAGAGUUUCUGUACUAUUCGCAUAUAUAAUUAAUCAUGGAAUUUGGUGGAAAAAACAGGCAGAAGAAGCCCUUCUUCUGUCAGCUGGCCAGUCUUUUCAAGCGCCGGCAACAUCAUGAAGUGGAAAAUUCCCGGGCGAAGGAGGAGGUGAAAGCGUGUCGUUCCGAUCAAGACAACGGUUGUUUUGGGGUGGCAGACCCUGCAAUUGACAGGGAAGCUUCAGCCUACAUUGACAAAGCUGUCUCUCUCAUUCACCAAGCAUUGGAUGAGGUUACCUUUGAGAAGGUUUCAAAUGCCACCACAGCAAAGCAGUUGUGGGAGAAGCUUCAAGCUGCCUGUAAAGGAAAAGAGAAGGCAAAGAAAGUUUGCCUCCAAAAUUUGAGAGGUGAAUUUGAAGUUGUCCAAAUGAAUGAGACAGAAAAGGUGUCAGAUUAUAUUUCAAGGGUCAUGGGGAUUGCCAGUCAGAUGAGAAGGCUUGAUGAAGAGGUGACUAAUUUAAGGAUUAUUGAAAAAAUUGUUGGAUCAGUCAUAGAGAAAUUUGAUUAUGUGGUGACCGCCAUUGAAGAAUCAAAAGACUUGGAAGGCAUGACUGUUGAGGAGUUAAGUGGUUCACUUGAAGCACAUGAGGAGAAGCUCAAUAGAAGAAAGAAAGAGCCCGUGGAAUUUGGCAACAAUGUGAAAGCCAAUUUCUCUCAAGAUGAAGAUAAAGAAGUUAAUGAAGAGGUGGAGGCAACUCUUUUGUUGGCCUGCGAAGAGAUGAAGAAUGAAGACAAGCACUCUUGGUACCUUGAUACUGGAGCAAGCAACCACAUGUGUAGAAACAAAGAAUUAUUCGUGGAGCUUGAUGAGAAAGUUGGUGGCAACAUCACCUUUGGAGACUCCUCCAAAAUACCAGUGAGGGUAAAGGUAAAAUUCUAAUACGCAUGAAGGAUGGAAAUCAUCAGUUUAUUUCAAAUGUUUAUUAUGCACCAGACAUGAAGAGUAAUAUUUUGAGUGUGGGCCAACUGUUAGAAAAGGGAUAUGCUUUAUUCACAAAAGGUUGCAGUUUGUACUUGAAAGAUUGUGUAGAAAACUUGAUUGCCAAAGUCCCAAUUUCAAAGAAUCGUGUGUUUGCUAUGAACAUACAUACAGAUUUGGUUAAAAGCUUAACGUCUUGUUACAAAGAUUCUUCAUGGCUGUAGCAUUUGAGAUUUGGGCAUAUGAACUUUGGAGGACUUAAAGCUAUGGCUAGCAGAAGAAUGGUGAAAGGCUUGCCCUCAGUGAAUCAAACUGAUCAAUUUUA
Molecule: messenger RNA, 1323 nt
Organism: Rubroshorea leprosula
Lineage: Eukaryota; Viridiplantae; Streptophyta; Magnoliopsida; Malvales; Dipterocarpaceae
Source: the annotation of a GenBank genome assembly